Messenger RNA from Brettanomyces bruxellensis, 2337 nucleotides. RefSeq lists its product as uncharacterized. Lineage: Eukaryota; Fungi; Ascomycota; Pichiomycetes; Pichiales; Pichiaceae. The record is from RefSeq and is a predicted model, not a curated record. Bases 1 to 2337 code for a protein of 778 amino acids. Gene Ontology annotation, molecular function: ATP binding; DNA binding; ATP hydrolysis activity. Gene Ontology annotation, cellular component: nucleus. The transcript has a single exon.
AUGGAUCGUUUCUUUACCACAAAAUCUGAAAACAGAAAAAGAAGUCUUAACGGUUCAUCUACUUGCACUAAGGGUGAGAGUACCAAUGGCAAAACACCAGCUGAUAUUUUACAGCUAGCCAAAAAAAAUGAUAAGAAGAGACAUGAUGAGUUGAUUAAAGCAAAAUUGAUUGCACUUAAACGUGACAAAAAUGAUGCUACUACUAUUCCUGUGGUAAAUCUUAUUGAUGAGGAGGACAAACCAGACUCGGGGGACAAUUUGCAAUCGAUUAAGUCCAAGUGUUGUAAUCGGACACAAAAUAUUUCUUCACCAACAUACAAUUUGGCAAGUCUUGAUACAGAUGCGAAUUGUUUAGAUAUGGUUAUAACUGGUGCUAAGGAUAAACCUUCCAAGAAUUCAAUCAAGUUGUCAACUUUGCUGAAAAAUGGUAGAUUUGAUAUUGCAGUGAAUCGUCCGGUGUUCAAUGUUUGCUUGAAGGUUGACUCAAAAAUGCUUCGAAAUGUUGUGAAAAGAGAUAUCAGGGUUCCAGCUGAAAAUAAAGGUUUUUUGAAGUCUUUUGGAAUCCACAAUUCACGGAAACCUCACCGACCUUCAUUUGAAGAGAUCGUAAAGCAAUUUUCCGACAAUGAAAAGCAAAGAAACACAAGGAAAACAACAGAUUAUAUGGAAUUGCCAACUUUGAAGGUUGCCAAUUUUUGGAUCAUGGAUGAAGCUGAUAAGAUUGAAUAUCAAAAUAUGAUCGCCCAGAAGUUGAAGCUUCCAUUUACUUCUAGAAAAGAGCAUCUUGAACAUCCGUUUCAUUUUUCUGCGAAUGACUAUAUGUCGUUCUUUGAUAAAAGUUUCAAAGCAGAGACUUGUCCAAAGGUUCAACCUUUUGAGGUUUUCUAUUAUCCUGAGCGUGAUGCCACAUAUAAAAUGAAGGAAGAAGUGAAAAGAGCUCCCAAGGAUCCACGUUUUUCCAGACUAAUCUCAAACUAUGAGUAUUUCAGAGAGAAUGAUUGUACUCAAUGGUGUGACCUUUUUAGACCAAAAACUCAUAGUGCUAUAUUACAGAAAAAGGCAACUCGGGAAUUCUUAUAUUCGUGGAUUAAUGAUGCAUUUAGCAAACUUAAAAAUGUGAAUCCAAGAAAACGUCAGCAAUUCUUAAAGAGGCAGAGGAAAAAAAACAAGCAGGAUUCCGAAAUGGGUGAUUUUAUUGUAGAUGAUAAUGAUGGAUACGAAGAAGAUGGCAGAGAAAUACAGAAAGAUAAAUUCAUUCCAUCCCUAAUUGUGACUGGGCCCAUUGGUUGUGGGAAGACUUCAUCAAUUUAUGCAAUAGUAAAGGAGGAACUCAACGGCAGUGUAUUUGAACUCAAUUCCUCACAACCAAGAGCUAAGAAAGAUAUCAAUUUUCAUCUCAAACAAAUUGGAACCACUCAUCUAGUCAACGCAGAGACAGGUAUAAAUCACGAUAGAACAGUCAUACUUUUUGAUGAUGUCGACCUUAUAGAUGAUGAGGGAAGAGAUAAGGAGUUUUGGAUGGGUGCUAGCCAACUUCUUUCCUAUACGUAUAGACCAGUUAUUUUUAUUGCUAGGGAUCUUACUACGAUACCUUCGAAUAUUAUUGAGGAGUCAACGGUAAUAAAUUUGGGGCUAAAUAGUGCCAAAUUAGUUGACAGCUAUUUAAAAUUAGUUGCACUCAGCAAGGGAUUUGACAUUGACUCUUCGAUUUUGAGAUCUUUGCAAAGAGGAGGCAUUCGGGGGUCGAUAAUGCAAUUACAACUAUUCAGCAAUCGUUUUGAUAAACUAGACGUGGGUCUAGUAAAGGUUUGUCGGCAGCAAGUUGCAGCUGAAAAAUCAGAAUCAAAAAAAAACAGAAAUAAUUUAUCAUCCAUUAAAGGGAGCCCUAUUUCUCAUCUAAGCAAGUUGAGAAAGCUUGAUCUUAUGCGGGAUAUAAAAUUUGGAAUAAGAUUUAUAGAAUUUACAGAACGUACGGGAGAUGUGAAAUACUAUCAUUACAAUCACUUGUCUUCUUCUCAGAAAUUGUCUUCCGACAGAUAUCAAACGGUUUCGUUUUACUCACAACUUCUUUUCCCAAGUGGCUCCCGAAAACGGAAGUUACUUUACAAUGAUGCCUACGAUUACACGGAACUCAAUCCAGGGGGCUCUUUUGAAUAUUUGAGUGAUAUCCGAUUUGCUACAGAGGUUAGGCCAUUGAUAAAGAGUAUGGCCAAGAAGGAAUACGAACGGAUACAUAAAAUAAGAAUUUUAAAGAGAACGGGAGAAGAAAGCAAACUAAGAAAGAAUAGACGGAUGUUUCAUGCAAACCCGAAGGAUUUCUUUGAGGAUUUGGACUGA